CCUCCUGGGUAGUGGGCGGGACCUCCGCUCGUCUGGCAGGCUCGAGUGUGUGGUGUGUUGGACUUUUCGCUGGCGGAAUUUCGCUGUCUUUGCGGUUUGUGUUUUUAAUCGGUGAGCGGGUUUUUAUGGCGGCUCCAGGAGUGAUCCGCAGGUUGGAGGAGACGGUGGUGAAUAGGAUAGCUGCUGGUGAGGUGAUCCAAAGGCCUGCUAAUGCUAUUAAAGAAAUGGUGGAGAACAGUUUGGAUGCCAAAUCUACAAAUAUUCAGGUGACUGUAAAGGAUGGUGGGCUGAAGUUGAUUCAGAUCCAGGACAAUGGGACCGGUGUCAGGAAGGAAGAUUUGGAAAUACUUUGUGAAAGAUUUACUACAAGCAAAUUACAGAAAUUUGAAGAUCUCACCAGCAUUGCUACUUAUGGAUUUAGAGGAGAGGCUCUUGCCAGCAUAAGCCAUGUCGCACAUGUCACCGUAACAACCAAAACUGCUGAUGGGAAAUGUGCAUUCAGAGCUAGCUACUGUGACGGGAGAUUAAAGGCUCCUCCAAAACCAUGUGCUGGAAACCAAGGUACACAGAUCACAGUGGAAGAUCUUUUCUAUAAUAUUGCCACACGAAGGAAGGCUUUGAAAAAUCCAAGCGAUGAGUAUUCUAGAAUCGUGGAGGUCAUGAGCAGGUAUGCAAUUCACAAUUCGGGAGUGAGCUUUGCUGUGAAGAAGCAAGGUGAAACUGUUGCUGAUGUGAGAACAUUGCCUAAUGCCUCAACUCUGGAUAAUAUUCGAACAAUCUUUGGGAAUGCUGUUAGCAGGGAAUUAAUUGAAGUGUGCCUUGAAGAUUCAAAAUUUGCCUUCAAAAUGAAAGGUUAUAUAUCAAAUGCAAAUUAUUCAGUGAAAAAGUGUAUCUUCUUACUUUUCAUCAAUCAUCGCUUGGUGGAAUCCAGUGCUUUACGGAAAGCAAUUGAAGCUGUUUAUGCAGCCUACCUUCCCAAAAAUACACAUCCCUUCCUGUAUCUGAGCCUUGAAAUAUUGCCACAAAAUGUCGACGUCAAUGUCCAUCCCACGAAGCAUGAAGUACACUUUCUGCAUGAGGACAAUAUCAUUGAGAGUGUGCAGCAGCAUGUCGAGAGUAAGCUGCUUGGCUCCAACUCUUCUAGAACCUACUUCACUCAGACUUUACUGCCAGGCCCAGCCAUAUCCUCCAGUGACUUUGUCAAACCUUCAGUUUCGGGUUCAGUUGACAAACCAUAUGCUCACCAGAUGGUGCGGACAGACUCCAAGGAACAGAAGAUGGAUGCCUUCCUUCAGCCAAUCAACAAACCGCAGGAGAGAUCACCCACUACUAUUUCUGCUGAUGGAGGGACUGGGAAUCAGGACUCCGAGAUGGAGGACUUAAGUGACUUUGACUUACUAGCUGUGGAAAAAGCUGGUACCUCAAGCAAGACUCUGCAGAAGUCCUUACACCCUUGUAAUGAUGACUCAUCCAGUACCCCAUCCAGGAAACGGUCGAGGGCAGAUUCACCAGGUGAGGUAAAGGAAGUGAACUCCAGUUGUGAUUUGACAGCUGCCCAUUUUCCAAAGAGGCGAAUUAUUAACCUAACCAGUGUCCUCAGCCUGCGGGAAGAGACCAACAGUCAAAACCACACAGGUCUGCAAGAUAUGUUGCAGAAUCAUUCAUUUAUAGGUUGUGUGAACCCUCAGUGGGCACUGGUACAGUAUCAGACUAAACUUUAUCUGAUCAACACCACUAAACUCAGUCAAGAAUUGUUUUACCAAAUCUUAAUCUAUGACUUUGGGAAUUUUGGAGUGUUGAAGUUGUCGAGCCCUGCCCCCUUGUAUGAACUGGCUAUGUUGGCUUUGGAUAGUCCAGAAAGUGGCUGGACAGAAGAGGAUGGUCCCAAAGAGGGAUUGGCGGAGUAUAUUGUAGAUUUUUUGAAGACAAAAUCUGAAAUGCUGCAAGAUUAUUUUUCCCUUGGUAUUGAUGAGGAGGGAAACCUAAUUGGAUUACCUCUGCUCUUGGAAAACUAUGUCCCAGCUCUGGAGGGACUGCCAAUGUUCAUCCUGCGUCUUGCUACAGAGGUGAACUGGGAUGAAGAGAAGGAGUGUUUUGAAAAAUUAAGCAAGGAAUGUGGUAUGUUUUACUCCAUCAGAAAAGAGUAUACACUGGAUACUGAGACACACAUGUCACUGAAUCCGGAUCAGCAGAGUCAGGAGCUCAGCAGUGACAAGUCAUGGAAGUGGACUGUAGAACAUGUAGUUUCUAAAGCUUUCAGAACUCUCCUCCUUCCACCAAAGUACUUUGCAGAGGAUGGAUCCAUCCUGCAGCUUGCCAAUCUUCCUGACCUGUACAAAGUCUUUGAGAGAUGUUAAUUAAUUCUUGGAAAGAUGAAGAACAGAAAACUGAUUGUUAAAAGUAUAAAAUGCUGUACAGUUUCAAGGCGAGAAGCUCCAAGGCUUUCCACUAGAAGAGCUAAUCAGAGAUUGGACUUGCUGUAAUAAAGCUCUACUUUGGCAGCACUAUCAUGCAAAUCUCCUCCCAAACCAAUUGUAGAGAGAAUCUGUAUUCUUUUGUAGUGAGAGGAUCUUGAUGAUUUCAAGGUUGUACAUAAAUUUGGUUAAUAUAAACAAUGGUAUAUUUCUUCAGAACUUUCAGACAGGAGUAUGGAUUUAUUCCAAAGACAUACAAUUGCACUGUUUUACAUGUUCUGCUGUAAUCGCUAGGUUUUCUAUAAUAAAUUUCUUUUGGGUCUUAGUCUUCUCCAACCAGGCAUGUAGUGUAGAGAGUUACUUUUCCUGUGCAGGUACACCUGGGGCUCAUUUUAGCACUUUGUGAUUUUAUCAACGGCAGGAAAAUUGUUCAGGCCACAAUUCAGGCAAUGACAAGGCUGAAACAUUUGCAACCAUUUUCAGCUGGAAGUGCUGAGUGGAUGAUCCUUCUCUGCCACCUCCUGAAAUCCCCAAAAUCAUAGGUGCCAGGCUUCAGCCAGUUUGAUUCACUCCACAUGAUAUCAAGAGACAGCAGAAGGUACUGGAUGCAGCAACGGUCAUGGGCUCUGACAACAUCCUGGCUGUGGUUCUGAAGCCUUGAGCUCCAAAACUAGCUGCACCCCAGCCAGGUGUUCCAGUAUUGCUAUAACACUGACAGCUAUUGAACAAUAUGGAGAGACAAAUUCAAUCUAGCAAUGACCACCCCAUGAUUCUACUCUCAAUCAUCAGCAAAGCAGUGUAAAGUGUUAUGGACAUUGCAUUCAAGUGGCCCUUACUAACCUGUUAACUGAUGGGUUCUAUCAGGAGCACUUGGCUCCAGUCCUCAUUGCAGGCUUGGUCAAAACAUACAACUGAAUUCCAGAGGUGAGGUGAGAGUGACUGCCAUUGGCAUUAAGGUAGUAUUUGACUGAGUGGAGCCCAAGCAAAAUUGAAAGUCAGUGUGAAUCAGGGAAAACUCUUCACUGACUGGAGUCAUGUCUAGCACAAAGGAAGAUGGUUCUAGUUAUUGCAGGACUAUCAUCUUAGCCCAGGGCAUCACUGCAGGAGUUCCUCAGGGUACUCUCCUAGGCCCAACUAUGUUCAGCUGCUUCAUCAAUGACCUUCCCUCCAUCAUAAGGUCAGAAGUAGGGAUGUUUGUGACGGUUACAUAUUGUUCAGUAUCAUCCACAACUCCUCAGAUACUGAAACACUUAGGGUCUUCAUGCAGUGAAACCUGAACAACAUUCAGGCUUAGGCUAAUAACAUUUGUUGAAUCAUGGUGUGCUCCACAUACUAUGUACAAAUCAUAAGCCUGCUUAUUCUAAGUGUUCCAUGGCUGGGUCCAUUAUGCUGCAAAGAGAAAAGUUAGGUCAUUGACAUUUUAGAUAUGCAAUGUUAAGUAUUUUGUACUGUGGCAAUGAAUCCAAGGUUUCAUAAAAUUGGACAAAACUUGCAUAGCAAA
Messenger RNA from Carcharodon carcharias (great white shark), 3915 nucleotides. RefSeq names its product mutL homolog 1, colon cancer, nonpolyposis type 2 (E. coli) (gene mlh1). Gene Ontology annotation, molecular function: ATP hydrolysis activity; ATP binding; mismatched DNA binding. The transcript is spliced from 20 exons. Gene Ontology annotation, cellular component: MutLalpha complex. Gene Ontology annotation, biological process: mismatch repair. The coding region runs from base 126 to 2357 and encodes 743 amino acids. Lineage: Eukaryota; Metazoa; Chordata; Chondrichthyes; Lamniformes; Lamnidae. The record is from RefSeq and is a predicted model, not a curated record.